UUUCUUUUUUGAAAGGUUUUAGUUGUCGAAUGGUAAAUUUCACGGCGUAAUCGUGUGCUUCAAGGUUUCGCAGUAAUCAGGGGAAGCAAUCCCCUUAAAUCGAUUGGUUUACACUCGUGAUUCACCGUAAGGAAACGUCGAAUUUGCUUUUGUCGCAAUUGAAAUUACUCUGGAAAUAACCGUUUCUGAGAAUGCCGCGAAGUAAAUCCAAACGAAGCUCCGAUUUUCGCGAGCAUGCGGCAGUGCUGUCGCGGAAUUUUGUGAAUCUGCCUCGUAUCAGAGUGAUAUUGAGCAUGGCACCGAAAGGAGACCUUAGCGCUGGCCAGGCUCUUACGGAGCACAAAUUGGCCGCUGUCCGGGACUACUUGAGUCAGCCUCGUCUCAACUACAAGACUGUGUCCGGUGUCAAUGGACCCCUGGUUAUCCUGGAUGACGUCAAGUUCCCGAAGUUUGCCGAAAUUGUGGAUCUGCACUUGGCGGAUGGCACGACGCGAUCAGGACAAGUAUUGGAAGUAUCUGGAUCAAAAGCCGUUGUUCAGGUUUUCGAGGGUACUUCGGGAGUGGAUGCAAAAAACACAGUUUGCGAAUUCACCGGCGACAUUUUGAGGACCCCUGUGUCGGAGGACAUGUUGGGACGAAUUUUCAACGGCUCAGGAAAGCCCAUCGACAAGGGACCGCCGGUCCUCGCUGAGGAUUUCCUCGACAUCCAGGGUCAGCCCAUUAACCCGUAUUCCCGCACGUACCCCGAGGAAAUGAUUCAGACCGGCAUUUCCGGCAUCGAUGUGAUGAACUCAAUUGCCCGAGGGCAGAAGAUCCCGAUCUUUUCCGCCGCCGGUCUCCCGCAUAACGACAUUGCCGCUCAAAUCUGUCGACAAGCUGGUUUGGUGAAGCGUGGUGAGAAAGGCGGCGUCCGGGACGACCACGAGGACAACUUCGCCAUCGUUUUCGCCGCCAUGGGUGUGAACAUGGAGACUGCGCGAUUCUUCAAGCAAGAUUUCGAGGAGAACGGGACCAUGGAAAACGUGUGCCUUUUCUUGAACUUGGCCAACGAUCCGACCAUUGAAAGAAUCAUCACCCCGCGUCUGGCUCUCACGGCUGCGGAAUUCUUGGCGUACCAAUACGAGAAACACGUGUUGGUCAUCCUAACUGACAUGUCUUCGUAUGCCGAAGCGUUGCGUGAAGUGUCGGCUGCUCGUGAAGAAGUGCCCGGUCGACGUGGGUUCCCGGGUUACAUGUACACGGAUUUGGCCACCAUUUACGAACGUGCGGGCCGAGUUGAGGGCAGGAAUGGAUCCAUCACUCAAAUCCCGAUUCUCACUAUGCCGAACGACGAUAUCACUCACCCGAUCCCAGAUUUGACUGGAUACAUCACUGAGGGCCAGAUUUACGUCGAUCGGCAGUUGCACAAUAGGCAGAUUUAUCCGCCCAUCAACGUGCUGCCGUCAUUGUCUCGUCUCAUGAAGUCUGCUAUCGGUGAAGGCAUGACUAGGAAGGACCACUCUGACGACGUACAAGCGAUGAAGGCCGUCGUUGGUGAAGAGGCUUUGACAUCUGAAGACUUGCUGUAUUUGGAAUUUUUGAACAAAUUCGAGAAGAACUUCGUCAGCCAAGGAUCUUACGAAAACCGGACAGUGUUCGAAUCUUUGGACAUCGGUUGGCAGUUGCUGCGUAUCUUCCCUAAGGAAUUGUUGAAACGUAUCCCGCAGAACAUCCUCGCUGAAUAUUACCCAAGGGACGGCAGGAAGUGAAGCGAUUGAACGAGGGGAAUGGAAUGAGUCGUUUAUGCCACAACUUCUUGUUCUCUGUUGUUGCAUGGCAUCAUGCGGAAUAGUGAGACGAAAGCAUUCCUGUGCAAUAUUUAAUUGUCGAGCUUCUCAAGUCAUUCCGGUUAUAAUACUUGUAGUCACGUAUUCAAUUCUAAAUGCGGUGCUGUGUUUCAUAAUGCUAUCGAAUGAGCUAUAUUUUCGCAGUCCCGUUCCUUUUGUCAUGCUAAGGGAUCCUUUCGUCCUUCCAUUCAGAAAGUCGGUCGACAUUAUGGAGGCUGUUGUGAAUUCAUGCAUAGAUUAAAUGCGGGGUUCUGGCGGUCACGAGAACCGAAGUCACGUGAAUAUCACGGGGCAGGUUUCUAGCCGAGGAGCUUGGAGGUUAUUUUUUUGUACACCACACCGGGCGUCCAUUUUUGAUGAGUUAGGAAAAAAGCAGCUGUGGAAUCUUCGACCAACGCGUAUAAAGAGAACCUAUUUUCUGUUGAACUCCAGGUUUUGUCAAAUUGAAUCAAUUUUCCGUGUUGAACGCUGCGGGUAUUUAAGCCUCCCAGUUCUAAAGCAGUCUCUCGAUUAUUUUACGAAGCCAUGCGUUCGAGUAAACGUGAAUUUAUGCUUAUUGAA
Molecule: messenger RNA, 2387 nt
Organism: Notodromas monacha
Lineage: Eukaryota; Metazoa; Arthropoda; Ostracoda; Podocopida; Cyprididae
Source: the annotation of a GenBank genome assembly